Molecule: messenger RNA, 1752 nt
Organism: Sitophilus oryzae (rice weevil)
Lineage: Eukaryota; Metazoa; Arthropoda; Insecta; Coleoptera; Curculionidae
Exons: 1
Coding region: 1-1752 (583 amino acids)
Source: RefSeq, a predicted model, not a curated record
AUGAACGACGGUAACACCGCAAAUUUACAAAUUCCCGCUUCAAAUAAUUUUUUAGAGGUACACAGGAAUUGCGAAAAUGAAACUACUGACAUACGUGCUCAACCCGGCAACAGAGCUGACAAGGGCUCGCUACGUAACGCGCCAAGCGAAGUCGGUGAAAUGCAGACGGCUCCGUAUAGUACCGCCACGGCAUCAGCUGCUAGCCAAGGUGAAAACGACGAGCAGAUUUUGCUUGCUACAGCAUACGUAAAUAUUUUAGAUUCAAACGGCAGGACGGUAAAGUGUCGCGCGUUAUUAGACUCCGCGAGCCAGUCAAACUUUUGUUCGGAAGAACUUUGCAAUAAAUUAAAAUUACCACGCAACAAAAUAAAUAUGCCGGUUAUAGGUAUAAAUAACGCGUCCUGUAGGGUAUCGUCUAAAAUUAAAACAACUAUAAGAUCGUUAAAUGAUGCGUUCCAGGCUAAAAUUGAAUUCUUGGUAAUCAGUCAGAUUACUACAAAAUUGCCGCAAGUUUCUUUCGAUCCUACUUUAAUAAAUAUGCCCGAAAAUAUUACGUUGGCCGAUCCUGAUUUUUUUAAUUCAGAGCCUAUAGACAUUUUAAUAGGAACCGAAAUAUUUUUCCGUUGUUUGAGUAGUGAAAAAAUACUCUUCGGAGACAACGCGCCUAUUUUACAGAACACCAAAUUCGGUUGGGUUCUUGUAGGACCUUUAGAUUUACAUAAAUUAACGACAAACCACCGCACUAAUAACGCAAAUACUAAUUGUUUUUUAACUUUAAAUCAAGAACGCGAUAAAAUGUUGCAUAAUAACGUUCAACAAUUUUGGCAAAUAGAAAAUAUUGAAAAUAAACAAAAUGAAUUAAGUAACGAAGAAUUAGAAUGUGAAAAACAUUUUCGGGAAAAUUACAAAAUCGAUUCCGACGGGCGAUUCAUCGUAAAACUUCCGCUAAAAGAAAAUUAUUUAGCAUUGGGCGAUUCCUAUUCUAUUGCCGUAAAUUGUUUAUUAUCUUUAGAGCGACGUUUAGCAAAAAAACCCGAUUUACAACAACAAUACGCGGAUUUUUUAAACGAAUAUAAGCAGUUAGGACACAUGUCGGAAAUUAAUCCGGAAUUAGAUCAACCUGGAAAGGUGUGCGUAUACUUGAGCCAUCACGCGGUUGUAAAGGAGAGUAGUAGUACUACAAAGGUACGAGUUGUCUUCAACGCUAGUUUAAAAACUGAUUCUGGGCUUAGUUUAAAUGACGUGUUAAAAGUCGGACCGAAAGUUCAACGGGAUGUUUUUGACGUCGUAUUAAGAAUGCGUACUUAUCCAAUAUUAAUCGUAGCGGACAUAGAAAAAAUGUAUCGAAUGAUAUUGAUCGACGAAUCACAACGUAGUUUACAGCGUAUACUUUGGAGAGAUAAUGAAACUAAAGAAAUAAUCCAUUAUCAGUUAAAUACGGUGACUUACGGUACCGCUAGCGCAUCUUUUUUGGCUACUCGCGCACUGCAUGAAAUCGGUCUUAAAAUUAAAGAUUCUAACCCCGAAAUAAGUCAAAUUAUUAUCAAUAAUUUUUACAUGGACGACUUAAUUUUUGGUCAUCAUGACCUUGACAAAGCUAUUGACUUAAAAAUAAAAAUCAACAAAAUUUUAUCGAAAUUCGGAUUUAAUUUGCGAAAAUGGAUUUCCAAUGAUCACCGCGUUCUAGAAAUUUCCGGCUAUACGCCAAACGAAGACUUUGUAUACCAGGGGAAGGCGAAACGAAAACGUUAG